Messenger RNA from Cherax quadricarinatus, 4557 nucleotides. Its product is annotated as DNA primase large subunit. Gene Ontology annotation, cellular component: alpha DNA polymerase:primase complex. Gene Ontology annotation, biological process: DNA replication, synthesis of primer; DNA replication initiation. Lineage: Eukaryota; Metazoa; Arthropoda; Malacostraca; Decapoda; Parastacidae. The record is from RefSeq and is a predicted model, not a curated record.
CUCCAUCAAAUAAACCAUGCCAAUAAAUAAUUCCGCGGAUUAUUAAUCCUCCGGGAUGAAUUCAGUUUUGGUUUUGAGGAUUAAUGUACGGAAAAACUGCCAAUGAUGUUGAAUUUUGAGUGUGGAUGAUCGUGGCGGCGGCGGCUGACGCUGAAUAUUUGUAAACACUGAAUUUGGCGCCAAUCUUCCCGCGUUAAUUUGUAAAAUUGUGCCGUAUUUUCAGGAUGGAAUUCGGGGGUCGAAAAGUACGCAAAAGCCGGAGAAUAGAAGUUGAAACAUCUUACCCCUGCAAUCUCCAGUUCUACUCAUCACCACCUGCAGGAUUUGUAUCACUGGCAGAAUUUGAUGAGAUGGCCAUUGAGAGACUAAAGAUUUUGAGGUCUGUUGAACGCUUGAACCUCAGUGGCCAAAUUAAAACCUCCGAUGACUGGAUGAACAAACUCUAUGAUGAUUUUGCAAAGAACAAGUAUUUUAUUCACACUGCUGAUAAAAUGUCAGCCAAUAAAAUGGAUGAAAUUGAGGCAGCAAGAAGACGUGACCAUGUAUCCCACUUUAUUCUGCGUCUGGCAUACAGUCGCACCGAGGAGCUCCGACGGUGGUUUAUCACUCACGAGACGGACUUAUUUCGUGCUCGCCUUCUCCACUGUUCUAAGAAGGGAGUGGACAUUAAAAACUUCAUGGCCAUUAAUAACCUGCAUUUUACACCAAUGUCUUCAGAGGAAGUACAAAUGGAAAGAGAAAAUUUGAUAGCUGGAACAUACAACAUAUCCAGUGGUGAUAUGAUGGAGGGACGAACUUUCUACAAAGUGCCUUUUACAGAAGCCCUGGAGCUGGUGAGACAAAGAAAAGUUUACUUACAUGGAGGUUAUGUGUACGUCCCUGACACCGACUUGGUUACUCUAGUUUCAACUGCCUUCAGAACUAACCUCUCCCAUGCACUUGCAAUAACAUAUAGAGCACUUCCACAGUUAGAAGACGACGAACGCUUGAUGAAACUAUUGCAGGACUUCGACAAACGUUACACAGGUAAUGACUAUACACAAAAGAAAAAGGGAGAUGGUGUUCACAUAACCCCUGAUAUGAUUGAUGAGCUCGCCACCAAGUCAUUUCCACUCUGCAUGCGUCAGCUAAAUGACACACUAAGGACUACACACCACUUGCGCCACGGUGGACGUCUUACUUAUGGCUUAUUCCUCAAAGCAGCAGGAUUGAGCUUAGAGGAUGCUCUCUACUUCUGGAGGUCCCAUUUUACUAAGAACAUGGACAUAGAUAAGUUUGAGAAACAGUAUGCAUACAAUGUUCGAUACAACUACGGAAAAGAAGGCAAGAGGACAGAUUAUACUCCUUAUAGCUGUAUGAAGAUCAUUAUGAUGAGCAUAGGGCCAGGUGAUGCCCAUGGUUGUCCUUUCAAGAUCACUGACCAUACUAUUUUGCGACAACGCCUCACUAGCUUUAAUGUGUCACAGCAAGCUAUUAAUGAAAUAAUGGAUUUGGUAAGCAAGAACCAUUAUCAGGUGGCUUGCCAGCGGUACUGGGAGGCCACUCACAACUCUACCCUAGAUGCUGGUAUAAAUCAUCCAAACCAGUACUUUGAGGAGAGUUUCAAAAUUUUAAAUGGACUCUCACAACCAAGUCAAGGAAAGAAGGCACCACAAGUGAAAAUGAGCCGCUCUGUUAUGUAUUCAACACAAUCCACACAAUCUUCAACUCAGUCCAUGGAAGAUGCAACACAGAGUAGCACCACUGAAUCGGAUUCUAUGAUCUUUGAUGAUGAAUUGGAUUCUCUUAUGUUGGAGCAGUAUAUGGACAUGUCAAAAGCUUGAUAGAAGCUUUCAUAGGUGUUGUAAUAGCCAAAAAAAUAUGAGUUGGCUCUGGUCUGGUUAUUCAAUGUAACUGAGUACAAGUUAUGGCUAAGGUGUGAAGCAAAAGUAUGUACUAUAUAUAUACACAAAAUUUUAACCCUAAUAAGGAUGACAUGGAGAUGUUUUCAGGUUGCAUCCAUUUUUGUGUAACGUAUCAUUUGACCUUGAAAAAAUCUUGACACUACCUGAUUAUUAAGGCUGUUGGUAGCUUACGUAACUUCUUAUAUAGGACAGUGAAACUUUUUUCAGCAACACUCCAGAAACUUUUCAUUUCAUUCAAACUUUUCAAGUUUGUGAGAUUGCAGGGUAUGAUUCUGUGUUGAAACUGUAGUAUUGACUUUGUGCAUCUUGCUAAUACUUGCUUUCAAGAGUUAUGAUACCAAAGCACUUAUAUCAUUUACCAAAUCAGUCAGUCACUAAAUUUAUCCUAAGAGUGACAUGAAAUUAUAAUAACAUGAUUGCAAACAAAUCAGGAAAUGGGGCAGGGUCUGAACCCAUGGCAAGAGAGUCCUAAAACUUACUGGCCUGUGAGUUUUAAGACUUGCCAUGGUUUCAGACUCCACCCAUUCCACGAUUUAAUGCUAAGAGUAUUAGCUCUGACACUCGCGUAAUUUUUUUUUUUUUUUUUCGUUAGCACUAGCCAUCUCCCCAAGAAAAAAGAGGAAACACUUGCUCAGAAGUGUGCUGACAUUAUGGUUCAGAUGACUCCAAAUUUCACACUUCUCACCCCUCCUUAGUCAUCCUGCUAUUCUGCUUCAUCUGGAUUUCAAAACAGAAUUAGAAUGCAAAUUGUAUAUGGCAUGAGGUCUGGCAUUAAUAUUAUAUAUUUAAAUAUGAAUAUAUUCACUAAAAAAUAAGCAAAAUGGCUAAAUGUAAGUCAGAAUGAAUAAAUUAGUUAUUUUGUGUGAUAAUAAAAUGAAAAGCCUAUUUUCUUUUGAUUAUAUACGUACUUGUAUGUUUCUUAAUUAGUUUUUCUCACCAUUCAUGCUAGAAUGUUGCUAAUACUGGACAUUAUUGUUUGAGAAUAUUUUGCCAUUGUUCUUCUUGUAUCUUGUCUGAUUUUGCAAUUUUUCCCUAAACAAACAAGCUUUACUUCCGUAAGGAAGAGUACAAUGUAUUAUACAAUUAGGGUGAUUCGUCAUAUAUAAACUAAAGAAAGCCCUUUUUUAUACAUAGCAUUUCAUGCUGCCUUAAAAUUAAAUUGUGAUUACAGUUAUCUGAGAAAAGGAAUACACAGUUCUUAAAAUAUUGGAGGUAUUUCAUAAUGACAAAAAUGUAAUUUAUGGUAUAUUACUUAAAGUUAUCUAUGGGGAAGUGGAACAGAAUUCGUCCUCUGUAAGACAUGCGUGUCAUAAGAGGCGACUAAAAUGCCAGGAGUAAAGGGCUAGUAGCCCCUUCUGUAUACAUUACUAAAUUUAUAAAGAGAAACUUAUUUUUCUUUUUGGGCCACCGUGCUUUGGUGAGAUGGCCGGUGCGUUGAAAGAAAGAACGAUUGCUUAAAGUUGAUAGAUUUCAUGAUUCAUUACCCAUUGAAGGCAAUAAUAAAUUGCUGCAGUUCUGUAGCUUAUCUAAACUCCAUACUGAGCUCUAGAGAUCAUGUUACCCUAUUGUUUAUGGCAUUAGUAAUUAUAGGUAUCUUGCUGUAUGUCAGUCAAGCCAUCAGCACUUAAUUCUGCACGAUGAGAAUUAUAAUACAGUGGGUGUACAUUGUAUAGAUGGAAUUAUCAGUAGAAGUGGGAUAUUGCACAAUAGUAAAUUUGCAUAAAGGGAACCUGUAUUAUGCUACAAGAGCAGGGUUACCAUCAUGAUCUCACAUCCUCAGUGUUUAUUGCUACAGUAGCAGUGUAGAUAUUCUCACUGUAUCCCAUUUUCAGUAUGUGUAACUACAGGAGCCAAGCAGUGCUUGUCUUCCAUCUUCAGUGAUUGUGGCUAUAUAACCAAAGUUAUGCUCAUGGUGUCCCAUCUUCAGUGUUUUAUCUGGAAAGAUGUGUGCAAAAGGUAAAAUGUAUAAUAAAGAAUUCUGAGAUUUUUGGUAGUAUAGGACUAAUUGGAUGCAAAGGGACAGAAAGAAAGAAUUGCAUAUAUAUGUACAAUUUAGCACGAGAGUGUACUCUGACUGUCAUGAAAGUCAGUUGUAAUGCAGUAGUAACCAUUAAGAAAAAUUUAACCUAGCAUAUUGUAAUUGUGCAAUUCAUUGGACUAUGUUUAAAGUCUAAUUUUAAGAAACAUAUAUACUUUAAGUUAAUGUACAUCCAUAAAAAAUUAAAACAUUAUUACACAAGAUACCAUUGUAUGUUGUAUAAAUAUUUAGGAAUAGAAAAAGCUCAGGUGUUGUGAAUGCGUGUACAGUAUAUAAACUUUCAGGUGUUGUACUAUCCAUCCAGCUGUUACAAGUGUGUGCUGCUUCUCCACCUGUUUCAUGUUUGUGUGUACUACUAAUCCAACCAUUUCAAAUGUGUGUGUGUGUGUGUACCAUCCAUCCAUCAGCUUCAAGUGUGUGUGUACUGUCCAUCCAAAUGGUUUAGCAUUUACUGUAUUAUGAAUAUUAGUUGGAUUAAAAAAUAGCAAGGUGCAUCCUGCUAUUAAACUAAUAAUUUCCAUUUUUAAAAAUGUAUUAAGAGUUUUUUAUUAAUGUAAAUAAUGGCAAAGCAUUUAUACCUCUGUAAAAUAUUUAUUUUAUAAAUCCAUUAUCUAU